CAGUGUUGGGCCUGUCACUACAGGAAAGACACUGAGGAGCAGUUGAGGGAACUGGGAUUGUUGCUUCUGGGGAAGAGGCUCAGCAGAGACCUCGCUGCUCUCCAACUGCCUGAAGGGAGAAUGUGGUGAGAUGGGAAUUGACCCCUUCUCCCCAAUAACUAGCAGUAGGACUAGAGGGAAAGGCCUCGAGUUGUGCUGAGGAGAUUCAGGUUGGACGUUAGGAAACAGUUCUGAAAAAGUGGUCAGACACUGGGAAGGGCUGCCCAGGAGGUGGUAGAGUCACCAUCCCUGGAGGUGUUGUAGAAACAUCUAGAUGUGGUACUACGGGACAUGGCUUAGUGGGGAAAUAUUGGUGGUGGGUGGACAGUUGGACCGGAUGAGCUUGGAGGUCUUUUCCAACCUGUGUGGUUCUAUGAUUGCUGAAGAUAUUACUAGAAUGCAUGUCUAAGUGUCUCAUCUAGCCUCUCUCAGGAUAAUAAAACAUCCUGCUGAGGGCAGGGGAGAUAACCAUGUUUCUUUAGGAAAUUGCCCUUCUGAAUGUUUGUGGUGCCGCAGUCGUUCCAAGAGCUAAGGCUGAACUGCAGCACUGACAACUGGCUGAGCCACGCUGACUUUCAAACCAGCUCAUCAAUGACGUGGGAAUGUUGUUGUGAUGAUCCUCAGUGCGUUCAAGGAACUGAUUGCAGCGUCCAUGUGUGGCAUGCUGGUCAGAGGGCUCAGUUUCCUGACAGUGAUGCUGGGAUAUAAACUCAGAGGCUGUAAAAGGAAAUUGUACUGUCUGUUCUAUGUUUGCCAAAGUGGGUGUUCUUGUGACUGCUCAGUAGCACAGUGUUCUCUGGGGUUCCUGGAUACAGCUAAGUAAUGUCUGAAGAGAUUUCUUCCCCCAGACACCUUUCCUGCUCAUUUUGGAGGGAAGGGUCUUGUCCUUUAUUGUGACAGCUUUCCAGUGUUUUUAUGAUGGUCCUUUCAGAACCUGGUUUCAGUCAUACUCAAAGUGUUACCUUUUAUUACUGUUCGUAGCAAUGCUUUGAGGUUACAAAGAGGUGGGAAUGUGACCUUGCAGUUCUGACCUUGGAUUAAAGAAACAUCCUCUGGAGAUGGGCCUUUAGCCAAAAUAGUCUGGCUAAGAAACGAGAAAACAGGCUUGUGUAUCAGUGGCAUUAAUGUGAUAUGUGAUGUUUUGGGAGGAGGAGAGGGAACAGGCAUUUUGGUGUUUGCCUUUCUCAGCUCGUGCUGUUGCUGCGUUGAAAUUUGAGAGCUGCUAAGAAUAACCCUGUAUUUCCAUGUAGCCAGGUUUGGUGCCCAUCUGACAGGACGGGCUCACAUUGGGGUGCUUGUGCUGUAUCAUUUCCUGUAGCAAUAAAGCAACAGCCAUUACUGUAGCCUCUGGAAAAAGCUCCUUUGCUGCUGUGUCCUGGAGGAGUUUGAAGACUUCUGCAGUUCCAGUAACGGUUCCUCAUUCCAGCCUAUUAAAUCCCAAGUGACCAUCCCAACAGCCCAUGUUAUGCCAUCCACAUUGGGUUCCUCACCCUCCAAGCUGUGCUCGGCAGGAGAGCAGAGCUGUUUGCAGAGCUCUUCCAAAACUGCUGUGCCAGGAUCUGCUGCGGAACAUGCGGGACUCAUGAGAAACGGAGACUUAAAUGCUGGGAAGUCCUGUCAGCUGCCACGCAGGGAUCUCUUGCGUCUCUAUGGGACUUCAGGUGAAAAUGGAUAUGAGCAAUCUUGGCGUCCUGUUUUUGAUCACGUGAGAAUAGAAGAUACUUGGAAGUUUGACACCCCUGCUAUUGAAUGCACCCUUAACCAGUCUCUCUUUCUAGAUAGUUUGUGUGCUGACCCUCUCCAAAGGUUCCAGAAAUUCAGUCUGAACUCUGGGGCAGCUGAGGCAGGAGGAGACCAUUAUAAGGUGCUGCCAGAGAUCAAGCAAGCUGCAGGGGCUAAUGGAGCCUGUGAAUCCCAGGACGGAACGUGGCCAAGUGGCAGCAGGCUGAUGCCAGGAGGACUCCAGACCAACAGUUUCUUUCCAAAACCUUUAACACCCCCAUCUCGAGCAUGGAUGCAGGAGACCUGCGCGCUGCACCCUCAUGAGAGGGUCUGUGAGCUGAGUGCUUGGAAACAACAGCUGGAUAAUGUGCGAUUGCAAAUUGAGCAAAUGCAGUUACAAAAUGGAGGUUCCUGCCACCAUCCCUCCAUGUAUUCUCCUUCACUACCCGAUCCAGCCCAGUGGAUCAGUAUCCUGAACUCCCAUGAAAACCUGCUCAAGGAGAAAGAGCUCCUCAUUGACAGGCAAAGGCAACACAUAUCCCAGUUAGAGCAGAAGGUCCGGGAAAGUGAACUGCAGGUUCACAAUGCCCUGCUCGGCUGUCCGGCACCCUGUGGAGAUGUCUACAUGCUGAGAAUGCAGGAGCUGCAACGAGAGAACACAUUUCUCCGAGCACAAUUCACAGAGAAGACCGAAUCUCUCAGUAAGGAGAAGACUGAAUUGGAAAGAAAACUGGCUGCUGCAGAGGUGGAUGCAAAGCUUAUCCAGGAGACGCUGAAGGAAAAUAUGCAGAAAUACGCAGAGGAUUUAAAGAAGCAGGAAGAAAGGGUAAAGGGAAGAGACAAGCACAUUAAUAAUCUUAAGAAGAAAUGCCAGAAGGAAUCUGAACAGAACAAAGAGAAACAGCAGAGAAUUGAGACACUGGAACGAUACCUGGCUGAUCUUCCAACUCUUGAGGACCACCAGAAGCAGAGUCAGAAGCUAAAGGAGUCUGAACUGAAGAGUAAUGCUCUGCAAGAAACAGUGCUGGCACUGGAAACGGAGCUUGGAGAUGUGCGGGCUGCGUUCAGAGAGCAAGAAGUGCAGCUAGGAACCCAAAAACAUAAAGAACAGGAACUUCUUUCUACUGUGCACAGCUUGCAGGACAAGGUGCAGCAGUGUGUAAAGAAUGCAGAGACAGGGGCUCCUGUACAGGAUGGGGAGAAACAGAAAAUAGAAAAUGACUCUCUGAAGAAAGAAUGUGAUUGCCUCAGGAAGAUUGUGGAAAAACAGCAGAAGAAGGUGGAGCAGUUGUCUUUGCAAGUGAAGAACCUGGAAGAACGGGUGGCCCAGGAAGAAGGAACAAGCCAAGCUCUGAAAGAGGAGGCAGUGAGAAGGGAAAAUGCGCUGCAGCAACUCCGGACUGCAGUGAAAGAGCUUUCAGUGCAGAACCAAGAUCUCAUUGAGAAGAACCUGACCCUUCAGGAACGGCUCCGACAGGCAGAGCUGACAGCUCAGCCCCUGCCUGCUGAGACUGCCGGCCUUGCCCAGGAGCUGCACUGUGAGCUGGCCAGCUGCCUGCAGGAUUUGCAGUCUGUCUACAGCAUUGUCACUCAGAGGGCUCAGGGCAAGGAUCCUAAUCUCUCCCUGCUUCUGGGCAUUCGCUCUGUGCAGUACUCAGCAAAGGAGCAGGAUGACUUGCUGAGCACCGACAUGCUUGCAAAAAAGCUGGUGGAGGUAAAACAGCUUCACAAAGAGGUGGAGGAUUUAAGGACAGCAAUAUCUGACAGAUACGCCCAGGAUAUGGGAGACAACUGCAUCACUCAGUGAGGAGCUCUCCCCCCAAAGUAAGACAGUGAAUGAAGACUUGAAACUCUCAGGAGACUAGAACUCCUACAACUGAAAACCUGUUCAGCACUUUACCAUCCCAAUGCUUGGGUACAAAUGUGUGGCUUAUGCAGGAGAAACUGGGGGUUGUUGCCAGAAGUGUUUAUCUGCUGACUGGAGUCAUUCAGGGCUUCAAUGUUGGGCUUUGCAGUAGCUUUGAUCUUAUGGGAUGUGUUUUUUGUUGUCUUUGCUGUGGCUGGGAGCUGAAUUCUGAAUAGCCUCCCAGGCACGUCAGACACUGAACGUGCAAAUUAGAGCCAACACUAAAAGCAAAGACAUGCCCUGGUCUUUCUGGUAAAUUCUCUGUGCAACUUGUAAGAGUGGAGCUCCUAGCAGAGUGCUCAGGGGAUCUCAGGUUUUUGUAGGCUGGCAGCUGUGCUGAUGAUGCUACCACUAAUUACAUCAUGGUGCUACAGGCUUAGCAGAUGCUGUGUGUGCAGUUCUGGGUUGGAUGUUUGUGUAGCCAUUCAUGCACCAGGUCCUGCUUUGCUCAUGUGAAUGCAACUGGAGUCUUUUGGUGGCAAACAGGAGUUGGAGGAUAAAGCGACACUAACAGAAAACUCAAAGCACUCCCUGGGUCCUGUUAUCCUAGAGGCCUUAAAGCUUUAUCCCCCUGAAGCAGCACACUGAGCACAUGGAGGAAAUGGAUUGAUGCUGAAGUGCCUUAAUGUGCUACAGAAGCUUCCUGUCCACAUGCUGCUUUGUGCCUGCAGCUGCUGGCAGGGUGAGGAAUUAGUAUUUAUUGUAGCAGCCUUUUGAGCCAUUGCAAACAGUCCUGCAGAGCUCUGAAUGUACAUAACCCCUGCCUGCGCCGCAGGGACCCUCCGCAUGGGGGGGGCUGUGCUGCAGGCCUGUUAGGAGCCUCCUGUGUGACUCUGCUGGUUGGGCAGAAAGCUGUUCUGCUCCUAAAAUGGCAGCAGGAUUGUGCAGCUGGAUCUGAGAGCUUCUUGAUGCCAGCAAGGCUGCAACCACUCAGGUUUUGUUCUAGUCCUGCCUCUGAUUCUCUGGUUGCUCCCCGCUCCUGUGCCAAAUAAUUGGGAUCUCGGUUAGUUUGGGAUACGGUUUGUUUUGUCUCAAUUCCUUAAUCUUAGUGGCAUCUUUACAGUCCUGAGUGUUGGCUGCAGACGGUGCCAUGGUGCCAAGGGUGAGACCUGUGCUGGUCGCCAUCUCUUGUCUCAUGAAGUCAGUGGUAAAACAGGGAACGUGCUGCUGAAACUUGUGCCCCUUCAGUUGCUUUUGGUUCACACUGGGACCCCGAGCCCUAAUUUUGAGAGAAACACUGUUGUUACUUUUCCAUGUUAAGAUUUAAGACCAAAUGCGUUUUGUUCUUGGAGUUUGGCCACCACAGGAGCUGGUGGCAACACGUUGGUUAUUACUGUGUGGUUACUGUGUUAGUGUGUGUUAGUGUGCCAUGCCAGCCUGGCACAGUGCAGAGCUCCAGCAUCUGCUGUGUGAGGUUCCUGGCUGUGCCCUCGUUGCUGGUGCCACGUCCUGAGCUCACGGUGCUGAUUGAGGUCCUGGUGCCAUGCAGGGUGUUCCCACCCCAGCGGGGUGCGGAACCGUCACCUCUGCUCCGUGCAGCUCCGUUCGGACGGUGGCGUUCAGCCUCGAGCUGUGUUUUCCUUCCUCGAGUCGAGCACGGGCUGUGUUUAUAUCUGCGUUUGUCUGACCCGUUUGUUUGUACUGAACACUUUGAUUAUAAAAUAAAGCUGCUCUGAUCCACUCGU
This is a messenger RNA of Coturnix japonica (Japanese quail), 5352 nucleotides long. RefSeq names its product centrosomal protein 85 (gene CEP85). Gene Ontology annotation, cellular component: centrosome. The record is from RefSeq and is a predicted model, not a curated record. Lineage: Eukaryota; Metazoa; Chordata; Aves; Galliformes; Phasianidae.